CGCUACUCGCUCCUGCACAGCAGUGGUGUGGCCGCUCUGAACGCACUCUGACGGGAAGAAGAAAACACUCAAAGUGAAGGCCUCUAACGUGUUCACAGCGACGAAGGAUAUAACACUCAUAUAACUGUUUUCUAGUCUUAGUUCCAGUUUUUUGUAUUUGAUAGCCUUGUUCAGAAACAAGAAGGCUCAUAAUGGCGACAGCUGCGGUGUCUGCCCCUGCUGGCCCCAGCCCCGGGUCGGGGACGGAGCUAGUCCGCGGACAGGCCUUCGACGUCGGGCCUCGGUACAGCAACCUCUCCUACAUCGGAGAGGGAGCCUACGGGAUGGUGUGCUCUGCCUAUGAACGAGACAACAAGAUACGUGUGGCCAUUAAGAAGAUCAGCCCUUUUGAGCACCAGACCUACUGCCAACGCACCCUGAGAGAGAUCAAAAUCCUUCUGCGCUUCAAACAUGAAAACAUCAUCAGCAUCAACGACAUCAUCCGCACACCUACCAUUGACCAGAUGAAGGACGUAUACAUUGUCCAGGAUCUCAUGGAGACCGACCUGUACAAGCUCCUUAAGACUCAGCACCUGAGCAACGACCACAUCUGCUACUUCCUCUACCAGAUCCUGAGAGGGCUGAAGUACAUCCACUCUGCCAACGUCCUGCACCGUGACCUGAAGCCCUCCAACCUUCUGCUCAACACCACCUGUGAUCUCAAGAUCUGUGACUUUGGUUUGGCACGUGUGGCUGAUCCUGACCACGAUCACACUGGGUUCCUAACAGAGUAUGUAGCCACUCGUUGGUACAGAGCACCUGAGAUCAUGCUCAACUCCAAGGGCUACACUAAGUCCAUAGACAUCUGGUCAGUGGGCUGCAUUCUGGCCGAGAUGUUGUCCAACAGGCCAAUCUUUCCUGGGAAGCACUACUUGGAUCAGCUCAACCAUAUUUUGGGAAUCCUGGGCUCUCCCUCUCAGGAGGAUCUCAACUGCAUCAUCAACAUUAAGGCCAGGAACUAUCUUUUGUCGCUGCCUUUACGCUGCAAAGUGCCGUGGAACCGCCUCUUCCCCAACGCUGAUCCCAAAGCUCUGGACCUGUUGGACAAGAUGUUGACCUUUAACCCUCACAAGAGGAUCGAGGUGGAGGAGGCCCUGGCGCACCCUUACCUGGAGCAGUAUUACGACCCAACAGAUGAGCCUGUUGCCGAGGCCCCAUUCAAGUUUGACACGGAGCUGGAUGACCUACCCAAAGAGACACUGAAGGAUCUCAUCUUUCAAGAAACUGCACGUUUCCAGCUCGCAUUUAAGUCCUAACAUCUCAAACAGAUGUUUCUGUGGACUGGCUCCUGCGUGGCCACCUCCUCACCUCCACACUGUUGCUGUGAUUGGUUUAUUUUUUCUGGGUUUUAUUUUUCCUCUCCUGUCGUCCACAUCACCCACCCCCUUGGGUCUCACUCGUCAAGUCCACUCUGCUCAGGAAUGGCGUCAGGAAUCAACCAAUCAAUCAUUCUCUUCUCUCUCUUCUCUCUAUUCUCUCUCUCUCUCUCUCUGUCUCUGGGGUGAGGGGCAAUGUGGAGGUUUACAUCACAGCUUACAGUUUUGGGGGUGAUUUUGUGUUUUAAGCCAAGAUAAACAAUUGUUUUUGUGUGUCUCAAAGGUGUUUGGCUCUGGCUAUACCUUUCCAAGACCUUUGUAUGUGCAGUGGAAUGAGCGUGAUACACAAGCUGUUGUGUUUAUUUGGUGCGACUGUCCUGAUGGUCACUCUGCGUUCAUUGCAAGAACAAACAGUAUAUCACUUCUAAGAAUCAUUCAGCAUAAAAAAGGGGUCUUUUGAAUUUUCUAACCUUUGUUACAAGGGAUACAUUGAUCUCUAUCUUUGUCUCUCUUUAUCUUUUUGCUGAAUUAAAUCAACUGAUUUAUGCAAUGAAAUAACAUAAUCAGCGACUUAACAGGCCAAAAGCCAUGACUUGGUGUUGAUGAGGAUCUAUAUUUUAAUAAAGACCUAUUUUAAUCCUCAACACUCACUAGGCCCAAAUGCAAAUAUAUAUACAUAAAAAUAUAGCCCAAAGAGUCUUAAGAUAUGUUAAGAGUGAGGAUCGAAGGUGAAUCAGAUGCAUUUAUAACCAAUUAUGUUUUCCUUUUUUAAUUAUUUUUUCAUCAAACACGAACAAAAAAUGCCCAUCUUCAUUUCUCAUUGGCUUUGAUACAAUUUCAGGGUUGUGUAUAAAUGCACAAAUUACAAGUGCAUUGAAAGAUUUUCACCAUCAAUUUCUGCCUUAGCCACGAGCAACCUAAAGGAAAUGUCUGUUUAUAUCAUAAGAGUCUGUAUGUACAGUAUGAUGUUUUUCACAUGGGAGAACAUUUUCCGCGCUCAGACAACAACGCAGUUAUCACAGAACUUGUUUUUGUCUGGAGGAAAUGUUGUCGUGCCUCGUCUUUCUAUCUGUUACAUGUUUUCUUUUCUCUUCAUCUCCAUUCUGUUAAUUCCUCUCUCGCAAGCCUUGUUAGAAUAAUACUGUGCCCUUUGCAUGACUGUUAUAAGCUCUGUAAACAAAGACAACGAUGUAAAGUGCCACACCAGCCAAGGGACAGCGCCCGGCUCUUUCUGUUCCACCUUUUGUGGUAUGUCACACUUUUCAAUCACAUGGUGCUUUUUGUCCGGUAUCCUUUUUUAGCUGUGUUUAUGUAACUUCCAUUUACAGGUUAUAGACUCCUCGUUUCUAGCCAAACUCCAUCCUGCAUGCUGAGGUGUCUUGUUGUGGUUGCAAAAUAGGAGAAUAACCAUAUUACUGUAUUUAUGCCAACCACACAAAAAACACAAAACAAGUUUCCCAAAUGGGACAAAUGGGAUCCAGGCAUGGUACAGUUGAAAGAAAUACUCAAACAUAACAGAUCGGGUUUUCCCAUUUAGUCUGUUGUGACUUUUUUUGCGUUGAAUUGCACAUUUUCAGGCUGAUAACAGUUGGCAGUGUCAGUAACUACUGACAAACGCAUUUCAGCCAAAAAAAACAGCAGAAGUCAAGGCCACAUUUUUCUGUUUUUGUCAGUUACCGCUGAUUAAAGACUGUUGAAUAUAAAGAUUUUUUAUUUUAAGCAAAGGAUCAAAGUCUAAAUAUAUGUGGCGAAAAACAACCAACCAUGUCAUUUAAUCUGAGUAGCACUGCAGCGUCAAGCAUAUAUACUAGUUUCAUGGUACACCUAGCCAUUUGUCUGCUUACAGUACUGCAGCUUCAAAAGAAAAAAACAUUUAGUGCUGUGUAAGUGACUUAAUGAAUGAAACAAAGAAGUAUUAAUCACGACACUAAAACGUCUCAAAGUAGAUUGAAGUUCAAAUCGACUGAAAGGAUUCUUCAGGAAUGCUGGCACUUAAAGUAAGACAUUAGAGAGUUAAUUAUAAAAUAAGACAAUUUCAUAGCUCUGCUUCAGCAUUGUCAUAUAUCAUUUGUGAAGUAUAAAGGUCUCAUACAUUUCAGAAAGAUUGAGUCGUACAAAUAUUUCUCUAAGGGCAGAGCUGCUCUGGUUGAAAUAAAUCCGUUUUUUCUUUUAAUUGUUCCGGCUCAAUAAUAAUAGACUGAAAUUGAGAAGGGGCUUAGUGUGGAGGCUCUGCUGAAAUGCACUCAAGCCAUAACUGGUCUUCAGACCACAUCCAGCAGGGAUGUCACGCUGUACCGACACACCGUAUAGUACACCUCUACAUCACUGCAGCCAGGGGGUUUUCAGAGGUUGUUAAGAAGUGACACUUCAGAUUAUCUGUAAUUAUCAAAAGCAAGAUGGCUCGCAUGCUGACAUAACAGAUGUGUUACUUGAAAUUGUUAUUAUUUCCAGGUUUACUGCAAAGAACUAUAUAGUAUGGCCAUAAUUACAAGUAAAUAGGAGACGGGGUUAAAUAGAGUUACAACAAACUAUUAUUUUCACCUGCCGAUCCGACUAUUUAUUAAUAUGAUUGGUCAAAAAAGAAUGUCAGAUAAUCUUUCCCUGAUAUUGUUUUUUUCUUUAACGGAAAAUGUUUAGUAUUUUACCCUAAAAUACAACCCUUGAUCAGAACCUUUAAAGAUUAAAGUCAUCAGCUGGUGCUUGAAUCCCUGUAGUGCUAAAUUGGUCCACAUAAUUGCGACAAUACCACAACCUAGUCUUUAAGGCAGAACGAAGGUUAGAUUCAAAAUUGUGCAAUAUUUGUAAGUUUACAGUUAUUAACAAAUGACAUCCUGUUGAGGAAAUUCCUCUGAACACAUGAAACUCAUCUGAAAAAAACUGUCUAUAACUUUAUUUUUAUUUUUGUGUCCUAUAAUAAGUGCACAAUUAUACAGGGAGCUUUUAAGAAAAUAUUAGGAUACACCAGACCUGCAAAAUAGAGUGUUACCAGAACAUAUCAUACAACUUAAGUAUUACAAAAAAAAGAUCAGUUUACUCUUUGCUCACACACAAACAAAAAAUGUGUUUCCAUCGACAGAUUUAACCAAUCUGAAGACGUUAAUAAAAAAAAUACCAAAACUCCAUUGCAGAAAUGACAGUUUUUGCACUCUCAAACUUCCCCUGUACACUCACUGAACACACCGUCUGCCACAGGAUGAUUCAUGCACUUCUACAGUAGUUGGGAGUAGGACUUUUAAUCCGAGGUGCCUGCUGGGACUUGACUUGCCUGUAGAUAGUCUUUAGUUUUUAGAUUCUUUUUUGGGGGGGGGGUUCAAUUAGAACAUAAAGGGCACUGGAAACCUUACUGGGACUAGUUGUAUAAAAAAGCUUCUGCUGAGUUCUUCGUGCAACCUGUCUGUGUGUGCCUUUUUUGAUAGUCUUGAUAUCCAAGAUUUGAUGUGCAGCUUUUGUUCAGUCGGGAAUCCGUUUGUAAUCGCAGUAUACGCUCUUAAAAAUGAACAAUCAAGUCUGAGGGUGGGAGGGGUCGCGGGGGUUAUCCUUCUCUUCAGUUUUGUAAUUUUUUUUAAAAGAUGUGUGAUUUGUGAUUGUAUUGAAAAUGCUAAAAAGCAAACAUUUCAAUUAUUAUGUGUUACCCUUUUAUUUUCCUUUUUUUUGGGGGGGGGGAGUUUUGUGCGGAUAUUUUUUUAUGUAAAAUGAAUGUUAUGUUUCUAUCAGACACUAAUCUUGUUUGAGUUGUCUCCAGUAGAACCUCUUCACUGUAUGUUUUGAAAAUCAGUAUAAACCUUUAAUUGUGUAGUUAACAUUUCUGAAAGAGAAAAAGUAAGAUCCUUGGUUGUAUUUUAAAGGUCCCUCUAUGACCUGCCAUAGACAAUGUUUGAAUUGAUCGGUCAGUUUUAUUUUGCUGUCGUGUGAAGGAUCUGACUUGUACGAAGCAUUUCUUUGCUAUUAUUAAAGACUGACUGCCACUUUGAAAA
Messenger RNA from Trematomus bernacchii (emerald rockcod), 5329 nucleotides. It is a transcript of the gene mapk1, whose product is annotated as mitogen-activated protein kinase 1. Gene Ontology annotation, molecular function: MAP kinase activity; ATP binding. The coding region runs from base 192 to 1295 and encodes 367 amino acids. Gene Ontology annotation, cellular component: nucleus; cytoplasm. The record is from RefSeq and is a predicted model, not a curated record. The transcript is spliced from 9 exons. Gene Ontology annotation, biological process: intracellular signal transduction; protein phosphorylation. Lineage: Eukaryota; Metazoa; Chordata; Actinopteri; Perciformes; Nototheniidae.